This is a messenger RNA of Gastrolobium bilobum, 687 nucleotides long. RefSeq lists its product as uncharacterized. The record is from RefSeq and is a predicted model, not a curated record. The transcript has a single exon. Lineage: Eukaryota; Viridiplantae; Streptophyta; Magnoliopsida; Fabales; Fabaceae. Bases 1 to 687 code for a protein of 228 amino acids.
AUGGACGAGUUGAACCUGAAAGCAGAGAAGCCCAACGCCAUUCGAACACACAAUAUCUUAGGCGCCAUUUGCAAAACCCUUCGCAUUGUUGAACUCUGCCUCGCAAUCCUUCUCCUUUCAUGGAUCCUCACUCGCCUCCCUUUCGCCGUCACCAUCUCCGCCGAAUACCUCCGCACACUCUCCGCCUUCGCCGCCAGCCCUCUCUUCGUCUUCGCCCUCUCCAACGCCAUCAUCGCCGCCCUCCUCGCCCAAUCCGGCAGCUUCGCCGCCCAACACUCCGCCUCUCCCGACGCCGACGCCGGACUCUACCUAGAGUUCUUGAACAACCGCGAUCGCGACAGGCCUCAGUCCGAAGACGAUGUUCCUCCGCCGCCGCCGGCGGAGGCGGUGGAGUACCAGGAUAAGCAGGUUAUCUCCGUGACGGUUCCGGAUUCCGGCGCCGGAGCUGCUUCGGAUAUCGCCAAUUAUCGUCGGAGUCAGUCGGAGAAGUGGAAGGGAAAGACAGAGAAGGUGCCGCCGCGGAGAGAACUCCGGCGGUCGGAGACGGAGAAGAAGCGGCGAGAAUAUCCGCCGGAAAAUUUGUAUCCGCAAGAUAAACUGAGCAAUGAGGAGUUCCAGCGCGCCAUUGAAGCUUUCAUCGCAAAGCAAAUAAGGUUUCUGCGGGAAGAAAAUCCCUCGCAGAUUUAG